Molecule: messenger RNA, 1881 nt
Organism: Mugil cephalus (flathead mullet)
Lineage: Eukaryota; Metazoa; Chordata; Actinopteri; Mugiliformes; Mugilidae
Gene: ctsa
Product: cathepsin A
Exons: 14
Coding region: 97-1512 (471 amino acids)
Biological process (GO): proteolysis
Molecular function (GO): serine-type carboxypeptidase activity
Source: RefSeq, a predicted model, not a curated record
GUCACGUGACGCUGACUCCAGUCACGUGAUAUGUGGUUUAUUGUCACAUGAUUUCCAGUUCUCUGUGGAGUCUCAGACCAGGUGGACUCAGACGAGAUGCAGGUGUUGUUGUGUUACUUCCUGGUUUGUGCGCUCGCCGCUCAUGCGGCUCCACAGGCUGAUCAGGUGACUUACCUGCCUGGUCUCCAGAAACAACCGAGCUUCAAACAAUACUCAGGAUACCUGGACGUGGCCGAUGGCAAACACCUGCACUACUGGUUCGUGGAGUCCCAGAACAAGCCGUCCUCUGACCCGCUGGUGUUGUGGCUGAACGGAGGUCCUGGAUGCAGCUCUCUGGACGGACUGCUGACCGAACACGGACCUUUCCUGAUCCAGGAUGAUGGAGCGACACUGCAGUACAACCCCUACUCAUGGAACAAGAUUGCCAACAUGUUGUACCUGGAGUCUCCAGCAGGCGUCGGCUUCUCGUACUCUGAUGAUAAGAACUACGUCACCAAUGACACAGAGGUGUCCAUGAACAACUACUUGGCUCUGAAGCAGUUCCUCCGCCUGUUUCCGGAGUUCAGCAGCAACCAGCUGUUCCUGACUGGAGAGAGUUAUGGAGGAAUCUACAUCCCCACACUGGCAAUGAGGGUGAUGGAGGACGCCAGCCUCAACCUGCAGGGUGUUGCUGUGGGUAACGGGAUGUCGAGCUACGAGCUCAACGAUAACUCUCUGGUGUACUUCGCCUACUACCACGGCCUCCUGGGCCUCCAGCUGUGGACCGAGCUCCAGACUUUCUGCUGCGUCAACGCCAAAUGUGACUUUUACAGCAACAAGAACCCCAACUGCACCAACAGCCUGUCGGAGGUCCAGACCAUCGUGUACAGUUCCGGACUGAACAUCUACAACCUGUAUGCAUCUUGUCCAGGUGGCGUCCAUGAGAGGGUCAGUGUUGAGGAGGGGCAGCUCGUCAUCAGAGACCUGGGGAACUGGUUCCUCAACCACCCACAGACCCGGAUCUGGAACCAGAGGUUCCUGAGUUUAGCAUCUCAACACGGGAAGGCUCGUCUGGACCCCCCCUGCACCAACUCCACCCCCUCCUCCCUCUACCUGAAUAACCCUUACGUGAAGAAAGCUCUGCACAUCAGCCCCAAGGCUCUGGACUGGUCCAUCUGCAGCUCUGAGGUCAACCUGAACUACGUCCGGAUCUUCAUGGAUGUCAAGAAGCAGUAUCUGGCGCUGCUUUCUGCUCUGAAGUACCGGGUCCUGAUCUACAACGGCGACGUCGACAUGGCCUGCAACUUCAUGGGGGACGAGUGGUUCGUGGAGUCUUUGCAGCAGCACGUGGAGGUCCAGAGGCGUCCAUGGCUCUAUGACGACGUGGACGGUCGACAGGUCGGGGGCUUCGUCAAAGAAUUUGACAACAUCGCCUUCCUCACCGUCAAGGGUUCAGGUCACAUGGUUCCAUCAGAUAAACCAGCAGCUGCCUUUGCCAUGUUCACCAGGUUCCUCAAGAGACAACCCUACUGACCCCGCCCCCACCCGCCCCCACCCCUACACACACUCCCACACACACCCUGACCUCUAACCCCCCCACCCCACCUUUACCUCCCCUCCUGCAGGGAUCUCCAUGCUGCUGUAUAAUUUUAUUUUUUUACUGCCAGCCAAUCAGCUCUCUCUAUGUUUUGAAAAGACUCUGCUUGACCUCAGCCAACCACACUGCCCCUCCUGGUUGUCAUGGAGAUUAACAUCUCAACCUCACCCAAUCACACUGCCUCUCCUGGUUGUCAUGGAGGUUAGCAUGUUGCCAGUCUGUCUGUUGAUUUACUUUCAUGCUAAAUGUGAAACUGUUUUGAUUUAAAGGGAAACAACAAAAUAAAGAUGAAUUUUACUCAGUGA